Molecule: messenger RNA, 4085 nt
Organism: Neopsephotus bourkii (Bourke's parrot)
Lineage: Eukaryota; Metazoa; Chordata; Aves; Psittaciformes; Psittacidae
Gene: HIP1R
Product: huntingtin interacting protein 1 related
Exons: 32
Coding region: 123-3296 (1057 amino acids)
Biological process (GO): clathrin coat assembly; endocytosis; actin filament organization
Cellular component (GO): clathrin-coated vesicle; actin cortical patch
Molecular function (GO): phosphatidylinositol-3,4-bisphosphate binding; clathrin-cargo adaptor activity; clathrin light chain binding
Source: RefSeq, a predicted model, not a curated record
GCCCUGGUGCUGGGGCGCGGCGCGGCGCAGUGCGCGGCCGGGAGGAGCCGGCGGGGCCGGGCGCUGCUUGCCCGGAGCGCGGUUCCCGGUACCCGGUACCCGGUGCCCGGAGCGCGGCCGCCAUGAACAGCAUCAAGAGCGUGCCGGCGAGGGUGCUGAGCCGCCGCGGCGGGCACAGCCUGGAGGCGGAGCGGGAGCAGUUCGACAAGAACCAGGCCAUCAGCAUCAGCAAAGCCAUCAACACACAAGAAGCACCAGUGAAGGAGAAACAUGCCCGACGGAUCAUCCUGGGGACUCACCACGAGAAGGGAGCGUUCACCUUCUGGUCCUACGCCAUCGGGCUGCCCCUGCCCAGCAGCGCCAUCCUCAGCUGGAAGUUCUGCCAUGUCCUACAUAAGGUGCUGCGUGACGGCCACCCCAAUGUCCUCCAGGAUUGCCAGCGGUACCGCAGCAACAUCCGAGAGACAGGGGAGCUGUGGGGCCAUUUACAUGACAGGUAUGGGCAGCUGGUGACCAUCUACACACGGCUCCUGCUCGUCAAGAUCUCCUUCCACAUCAAGCAUCCCGAGUUCCCCCCGGGCCUCGAGGUGCCGGAUGAGGUGCUGGAGAAGACAGCAGGGACGGAUGUGAACAACAUCUUCCAGCUGACGGUGGAGCUGUUUGACUACCUGGACUGGGAGCUGAAGCUGUCGGAGUCAGUUUUCAGGCAGCUCAACACGUCGAUGGCCGUGUCGCAGAUGUCAGCAGUGCAGUGCCGCCUGGCCCCCCUCAUCCAGGUCAUCCAGGACUGCAGCCACCUCUACCACUACGCCGUCAAGCUGAUGUUCAAGCUGCACUCCUGUCUGCCGGCCGACACGCUGCAAGGCCACCGAGACCGCUUCCAUGAGCAGUUUCGCAGCCUCAAAAACUUCUUCAAGAAGGCAUCGGACAUGCUGUAUUUCAAGCGGCUCAUCCAGAUCCCGCGGCUGCCAGAGAGCCCCCCGAACUUCCUGCGGGCGUCCGCGCUGGCCGAGCACGUGAAGCCUGUGGUUGUCAUCCCUGAGGAAGCCCCCGAGGAUGAGGAGCCGGAGAACCUCAUUGAGAUAAGCACAGCUUCCACCGUGGAGCCACAGGUCACCUCAGAUCUAUUUGACCAAACCUUUGGGCCUCCCAAUGGCAUUCGGGAUGACAGGGAUGCACAGAUCGAGAGCCUGAAGAAGGAGGUGGAUGUGCUCCGUGCAGAGAUGGAGAAGAUUAAACUGGAGGCGCAGCGGUACAUCACACAGCUCAAGGCACAGGUCAACAGCCUGGAGGGAGAAGUGGAGGAGCAGCGCAAGCAGAAGCAGAAGGCGCUGGUGGACAACGAGCAGCUGCGGGAUGAGCUGGAGAGGCUGCAGAGGGUGAAGCAGGACAGCGACAGGUCCCAGCGGCUCUGCGCCGAGGCAGAAAAGAAAGCCACCGCCACCGAGAUCCGCUACACGAAGCUGAAGGAGAAGCACAGCGAGCUCAUCAACACACACGCUGAGCUCCUCAGGAAGAAUGCUGACACUGCCAAGCAGCUGACAGUCACGCAGCAGAGCCAGGAGGAGGUGGCACGUGUCAAGGAGCAGUUGGCCUUCCAGGUGGAGCAGGUCAAGCGAGAGGCAGAGAUGAAGCUGGAGGACCAGAGCCUGCAGAUGGAGCAGCUGCGGCAGGAGCUGGAUGCCCGGCGGGAAGAGCUGGAGCAGGCGCAGCGCUCGCUCAGCCACGCCAAGCAGGCAGGCACAGAGCUCAGUGCUCAGGUGGAGGCCCUGCACGCCGAGAAAGAGGUGCUGAGGCGGUCGGUGAGUGAGAAGGAGCAUGAGCUGCUCUCCACACGUGGCCUCAUUGAGGAGAAGGAGCUGCAGCUGAGCCAGGAGGCGGACAAGACCUCAAGGGAGAUACGAGAGCUGCAGGGCAGGCUCCUGGAGAAGAGCAACCAGGAGCAGAGCCUGCAGCAGAAGCUGCUGGACGAGCAGUUCAUCAUCCUGCAGCAGACGGUGCGGGAGGCAGAGGACAUCCUCCGGGACGCUGUGGCCAAGCUGGAUGAUCCACUGCACAUCCGCUGCACCAGCUCCCCAGAUUACCUGCUGAGCCGGGCGCAGGCAGCGCUGGAGUCCACGGAUGCCCUGGAGAACGGGCACGCGCAGUACGUGGCCUCCAUGGCAGAUGCUGCGGGGCUGGUGGGGGCUCUGGCCCUCUUUGCACACUUGACGGCCGACACCAUUGUGAAUGGCAGUGCCACGUCCCAUCUGGCUCCCACUGACCAUGCUGACCGGCUGAUGGAGACGUGCCGGGACUGUGGGCAGCAGAGCCUGGAUUACCUGGGCAAGCUGAGGGACAAGCAGACCCUGGGAUGUGCUGAGCUGGGAGACGUGCGGCGGGCGCUGCGAGGGGUCCUGCACCUGGCCCAGGAGCUGAGGCCCAAGAGCUUGGACAUCAAGCAAGAAGAGCUGGGGGACAUGGUUGAGAAGGAGAUGGCCUCCACCUCCAAGGCGAUUGAGGAUGCUGUCAGGAGGAUAGAGGAGAUGAUGAGCCAGGCCAGAAACGAGAGCUCUGGUGUUAAGCUUGAAGUGAAUGAGCGGAUUCUGAACUCCUGCACGGACCUCAUGAAGGCCAUUAGACUGCUUGUAAUGACAUCUACGAACCUCCAGAAGGAGAUAGUAGAAAGUGGCCGGGGGGCAGCAACAACUCAGGAGUUCUAUGCCAAGAACUCUCGCUGGACCGAAGGGCUGAUCUCUGCCUCCAAGGCGGUGGGAUGGGGAGCCACGCAGCUCGUGGAGUCAGCAGACAGAGUUGUCCUGCACAUGGGCAAGUACGAAGAGCUCAUCGUCUGCUCCCAUGAAAUCGCUGCCAGCACAGCCCAGCUCGUAGCUGCCUCCAAGGUAAAAGCUGAGAAGAGCAGCAGGAACCUGGGCAAGCUGCAGGAGUGCUCACGCAACGUCAAUGAGAUGGCGGCCAAUGUGGUGGCUUCCACCAAGUCAGGGCAAGAGCAGGUUGAGGAGAAAGACACCAUGGACUUCUCGGGCAUGUCGCUCAUCAAGCUGAAGAAGGAAGAGAUGGAAACACAGGUGAAGGUGCUGGAGCUGGAGAAGCGCCUGGAGGGCGAGCGGGUGCGCCUGGGCGAGCUGAGGAAGCAGCACUAUGCCCUGGCCGGGACCUACAACACGGAAGAGGACGGGGAGGCAAAGCCAGCACCAGCCCCUAGGAGAGGCAUCCUCAAGAAGCCCCCCUUGGCUCAGAAACCCGGACACGGGGAGCCCCAGCGAGACGCCGGCUCGUACCCACCUCACAUCUAACAGGGGCUGGCUGGUACCCAUCCACCAGCUCACGCUGCCUUCGCGCUCGUGUGCCUUCCUGCGCCGGGCCCUCCUCCCGCCCGCAAAACUGGAGUUUUCUAAGGAAUUCUUUAUUUUUAUUUGUAUUUUUCUUCACUUGAUUUUUAUCUACUGGGGGGGGGGAAUGGGGGGCUCCCCCAGCCCUCUCCUCCUCCUCCAGGUUAAUUUAAUGUGGGGUUCGUUUGGGUUAUAUUCUUUUGUAAGGACUCUGUCAAUCAGCACUAGAAGUACCUGUAGCUCUCUACUGUACUGCUCGGACCCUUUCCAAGAGCUGUUUUUAAAGUAGGAAACUUGGGCUUUUCCUUCAGCCGUUUUUUAAUCCCCCUUUCCCAGCCUGAGGAAUAACGGGGCUUCGUUUCGGCGUGGGAUCGGCCCCUCCAUGCCGAGGGAGGCGUUAGCCUGAACCGGCACACGGAGCAGGGCUUUUGUAAAGGGAAAAAGCAGCUCCCGGCACACACUGGCAAUAAGGAUGCAACCAUUGUGUUGUCCUGUCCUAUUUUUUAGCACCGCAGCACUGUCGGGAUCAGUUGCGUUCUGUUUUAUAUGGAAGAGAUGUAGCAGAAUUAAAUCCAGCCGUGGCCAAUGGGAGCCAGGGGAUGGAUGGAGGAGUCUGCAGCAAUAAGGAAUUACUGAUGGGGGGAGAUGCUGGGGUUUUGGGGGGAGAGGGCAGAAGAAAAGGUCCUGUCAGCUCUAUCUUCCCUUGGAGCUACUACCAUGAUAGAGAUUAUUAAAGAAGCAAUAUUUAAAGUA